Molecule: messenger RNA, 576 nt
Organism: Leishmania braziliensis MHOM/BR/75/M2904
Lineage: Eukaryota; Euglenozoa; Kinetoplastea; Trypanosomatida; Trypanosomatidae
Exons: 1
Coding region: 1-576 (191 amino acids)
Biological process (GO): protein targeting to ER
Cellular component (GO): mitochondrion; endoplasmic reticulum
Source: RefSeq, a predicted model, not a curated record
AUGCGCCACACCUUGGUCUUGCACAGUAUGUUCAGCUUCUUUCAUUGCGGACACUUAUGGACACCAAACCCCCUCCAACAUCGAAUCUAUUUCACCUUUGUGGUAGUGCACGUCGCGAUUGCGCUCACGGCGAUCUACAUCUUCUUUUCGAUUUGGCGCUGCAAUGACGACACCCUAAUCCGAGUCAAGGACCCCUACACCGACAAAGAGAGCAUUCAGAAGCACUGGGAGUACGACCUCGGGAAGCUGCGUGACCUUACGGUGUCGUCGAUCGGCUUACCUGCUGUGCUCAGCGCGUUCUUGGCCUCGACCUACGGCAUCUUCUUCCCUCUGUUGCUGCAGAGCCUUAACAACCCCAAGGCGUUGUACCAGUCGGAGCUGUUCCGCCUGCACGUGAAGGGGGAGAAGGCGGAGUGCGACCUGCUUCGUCCGUGGAAGGAGUCAAACGUGAUACCCGAAUGGGCGAAGGCUCUCUGGAAUAGGAGCGAGAAGAGCUCGGAGAAACUGCUUACCGGCAGCGGGGUGGGGCCGCAGAGCCCUACAGGAGGCAGCAAGGCAUCUCACAAGCGCAGGUAG